Molecule: messenger RNA, 1555 nt
Organism: Dromaius novaehollandiae (emu)
Lineage: Eukaryota; Metazoa; Chordata; Aves; Casuariiformes; Dromaiidae
Gene: CCNA1
Product: cyclin A1
Exons: 8
Coding region: 126-1340 (404 amino acids)
Biological process (GO): regulation of cyclin-dependent protein serine/threonine kinase activity; mitotic cell cycle phase transition
Cellular component (GO): nucleus; cytoplasm; cyclin A2-CDK2 complex
Molecular function (GO): cyclin-dependent protein serine/threonine kinase regulator activity
Source: RefSeq, a predicted model, not a curated record
UUGGCCGCGGCCGCUAUAGGGGCGGCGGAGCGGGCGGCGCGGCGCGGCGCAGCAGGGCGGACGGCGCAGCGGGCGCGCUCCCGGCCGGGUCGCCGUCGCUGCGGUCUGUGCUGUCCCGCGGGAGGAUGCGCCGCACCGGGGAGAAGAGCCGUGCGGGGCGGCCGGAGCCCCGCGCCGCCGGCGGGCGGGCCGUGCUGGGGGAGCUGGCGGAGAACGGGCAGCGGCGGCGGCCCGGCGGCCAGGGUACUACAGUUAUCAGGCACUUCUCUGGCUCUGAAAACUCCUUCCCUGCAGCUGGAAAAGAUGAAUUGCCUAGCUGCGUGGUCAGUGCCACAUCAAAGCAAGGGUUUGCUAUAUAUAUAGAUGAACCAGAACAGAAAGAAAACUACAACUGCCCAGUGGUUGAAGAGCUGGAAUCUAGCCUGUGUGAACUGGAUACUAGUGCAAUGACAUCCAAUAUUCACCUACUGCUGGAUCUGAGUACAGGGUCUCCUAUGCUAGUGGACACAUCCUUCCAGUCCCAACCUGAGGAUCAGAUGGGAGAUACAAUAACUGUAAUGACUGUGGGAGAAUAUGCAGAAGACAUUCAUCAGUACCUCCGAGAAGCUGAAAUAAGAUACAGGCCCAAGCCCUACUAUAUGAGGAAACAACCAGAUAUCACAACAGGAAUGCGUGCCAUCUUGGUAGAUUGGCUUGUGGAAGUAGGGGAAGAAUACAAACUUCGGACAGAGACAUUGUACUUGGCAGUGAACUUCCUGGACAGGUUUCUUUCCUGCAUGUCUGUCCUCAGAGGGAAGCUGCAGCUUGUAGGAACAGCAGCAAUUCUUCUGGCUGCGAAAUACGAGGAGAUUUACCCACCAGAAGUGGAUGAAUUUGUGUAUAUAACAGAUGAUACAUACACCAAGAGGCAGCUGCUGAGAAUGGAACACCUGCUUCUCAAAGUGCUGGCUUUUGACUUAACAGUGCCAACCAUCAAUCAGUUCCUCCUCCAGUACAUUCAGAGGCAUGGAGUCUGCAUCAGGACAGAGAACUUUGCAAGGUAUCUUGCAGAGCUGAGUCUCCUUGAAGCUGAUCCAUUUCUGAAGUACCUUCCUUCACAAACUGCUGCAGCAGCCUACUGUCUAGCAAACUAUACGGUGAACAGGCGUUUCUGGCCAGAAACACUUGCUGCAUUCACUGGGUAUUCGCUAAGUGAGAUAGUGCCUUGCCUGACUGACCUACAUAAAGCAUGCCUUGAUGCUCCCCGUUGCCAACUGCAAGCAAUUAAGGAGAAGUACAAACUCUCAAAGUACCUGCAGGUGUCUCUUUUGGAGCCCCCAGCAGUUCUUCCUCUACAAUAAAGAUGGUGGAUCCUGGACUUGGACUAUUCCCCUCCCAAUCAAUACAGCUGGUCUAACAUUUCAUAGAGCACUGCAGGUCAUGUGUCUGUAACCAUGGUGAUAAGAAUAGUUUUUAGCUAGCAUUUUUUUAAUUAGAUUCCUUUUUAAAAGUAUAUUAGACUAUAGUUCUUAAUAGUAACUGACAGCACUUUUAAUAAAUGUCUUAUUACACUGUU